UUCAAUUUUUUAUUUUAGCACGCGAAUUUUGUUCAUUACGUUAAUCAUAAAGACUCGCAAAUUAGGGCAAUGAUCGUGCAAUCGCUGUCCGCUGUAAAUACCGCACGGGUAAACGGCGGCGCUCUUAAGUUUUUCAUUCGCCAUGGACACCGGCUGCGCGGAAAGGCUCCCGGAGUGGCAAAAACUCUCGAACAGCGGCUAGCAGAGGAACGGGCUGUCGAUCCGGAGGUGGCCCGCAAAAUUAACAUAGGAUUUCCGCAUUUGAAACCUGCCCGAUCGGACUUGCUGAAGGAGCGAUUGACGCACCUUAAGGCACAACGUGCCAACCCAGAGCUGGAGAAAGCAUCCCGCACUCAAAGCCUGGCCCUCGAUCUUAAACAAGUUAAAAAUGAUUGGCUCAAAACUAGUGGCCCGUUUCACGUGAGACGACUGGCGGAACAUUACGGAGUGUUUGAGCAUCUGUUCGGAGCGGCGUACUUUCUGCCUAGAGUGGAAUUGAAGGUUUCCUUUCCGAAUGGGGACACUGCGAGUCCGGUUUACUACGGGAAUGUGUUGAAACCGUCGGAAGCUACCCGGCAACCGGAGGUUGUAUUCGAUCCGAACUUUGACUUCCAGUCAACCGGGGCGAGUGUUAAGACCGAUUCCUGGUGGACGCUUGUUUUGACCAACCCGGAUGGUCAUUUGAGUGAUGGUGAAGCCGAAUAUUGUCACUGGUUUGUGGCCAACAUUCCCAAUGGAGACCUGUCGAAAGGGGACAAGAUUAUUCCCUAUCUGCAGCCGAUUCCACCCAAGGGUACGGGUUUUCAUCGGCAUAUAUUCGUUUUGUAUAAGCAGGAAAAGCGGUUAGACAUGAGUGAGUUUAAAAUUGAUGAGAAAAAUGUGGAUCUAGCUGCUAGGACGUUCAGAACAUUGGAUUUCUAUCGGAAAUAUCAGGAUGAUAUAACCCCUGCGGGGUUAGCCUUUUUCCAAUCCGAUUGGGACAAAAGUUUGAUAGAUUUUUAUCACAACGUUUUGAAUAUGAAACAUCCGACGUUUGAGUACGAUUUCCCUGAGCCUUAUUUGCGUGACCAGGAAUGGUUCCCGCUGCGUAAGCCGUUUAACCUGUACAUGGAUAAAUACCGAGACCCGAAGCAAGUUUCUAAAGAAUAUCUAGCGCGAAAGCUUGCCAAAACACAUCCAUUCAAUGGACCGGAACCUCCACUGCGUUUCCCCAGCGCUCAUCCUAUUCGUGACGUUCCGUCGUGGCUUCGAACGGAAAUUAAACGCGAUCGAUUAGGUUGGGGAAGAAUUAAUGAUGUGUAGACGAAGAAGCUGCCGGCAAAUGUCGGCUUGUAGUGCUGUGCGUAUUAGCGCAGUAACAUAUGAGAAAGAUAAACAAAAAAAUAUGAACAGUUAAAGCUUACGUGACUAUUUUUUUGCUAGCUACUUAGUAACAAUACAAUGAUUAGAUUGAACAGCGUUGCACAACGCAAGACGCCCAUUUAUUUCCUAU
Messenger RNA from Sabethes cyaneus, 1492 nucleotides. RefSeq names its product 39S ribosomal protein L38, mitochondrial (gene mRpL38). The transcript is spliced from 5 exons. Lineage: Eukaryota; Metazoa; Arthropoda; Insecta; Diptera; Culicidae. The record is from RefSeq and is a predicted model, not a curated record. Gene Ontology annotation, cellular component: mitochondrial large ribosomal subunit. The coding region runs from base 70 to 1302 and encodes 410 amino acids.